CUGCUUCUCCUUUCCUGGUCUGACAAUAGUUUCGAGUUGCCGCGCAUCAUUGACCUUGUAAGUAGAGAUGGCUGGUGGCAGAACAGAGUUGCUGACGGACUAGCGAACAGCGUUAGUGGAGCACUGGCUACCGCUGUUGCUGUUGGGUACGAUCUGUUGGUCUGAAAUCUGGUCGAGUGUGUAUGUGUGUGUUGUUUUUGUAUUGUGUUCCACGAUGGAAUUCGGACGUUUCGCUCUGGCUAUGGUGGGUCAUUUCAUAGCCUCCCUUCUCUAUGUGCUACAGAAGUUACACAUUGUCAACGCUGUCGUCGAUACAUCAUCCAUUUUGGAGCAUAGAGAGGAGUUGAGAGAACUGUGGGAAAAACGUAUGAUGGCCGACGAAAACCAGUCUUCUUCUUCUUCCACUGUGGCUGAGACAACUACUAAGCCCGUACAGGAAGAUGACAAUGAAGAAAAGGUUGCCAAAAGCAAGAGCGAAAGUGAUACCAAUCUUCAGCCUAAAAUGGCGAAUGGCGUUGCGAAACCUAUAGAAGAUAGUAAAGUUGAAGAAAAUGACAGUGCUAACAUUAUUCAUGACGAAGAGAUUGUUAAGUCAUCGGAAGCUGCGCCCGUUGCGCCUAGCGCGGAAGUGGAUCACGAAAACAACAAUAGCGCAGAUUCCUUAGAAGAAGAUAAUAAUAAUGACGAUUUUGUCGAAGAAAAGACAUAUACUUCGAAAUUGGAAACAUCAUUGGUGACUAAACAAGUGACACAAGUUAGCACUGAAACAGUUGUUCAUUCUACAACAGUUGAGGAACAACAUAUUUCUGAAACAGUUCAGGAAUCAGUUCAAGCGGAGGCCUGUUCUUACCAAACUGUCACUUCUGCAGUCACCUCUACUACUUUUGAAAAAUGUGAUAGUCGAGAGGCAGAAAUUAAUUCCAGUGAACCAGAAAGUCUUUCGGCUCCAUCUGAAGAGGUCGUAUCUUCAACCCAAGAAGUUAUAACUGAGAGAGAAGUUAAUUCUGAAACAUCCGAAGAAAUAGUUGUUCAUGAAGAAACUAUUACUUCUACCUCUGAAGAAGUAAUCCACCAGCAAGAAGUAGUGGAAACUGUCACCUAUGAACCUAUUAAGAGCCAGAAACCAGAACCAGAAAAACUUACUGCUGAGGAUGAGGACGAUGGUUUCGUAAGAGUUGAAGAAUGUUUACCACAGCCAGAUAGUACUGAAGACGUACAAGACCUUCCUUCGGAGAUUGUAGGACAAGAUACUGAUGAGCAAGAAAUUACUACCACAAAUGGAUAUGAUGAACAUUCUCGUCCGUCAACCACUUCUCCAGAUCUCAGUAUUUCUGAAGAUAAGCCAAGCCAUCCAGAGAUGGAGCAGUUUGUGAAAUCUGGUGGUUUGAAAAGGAUUUUGCCUGGAGUCCAAAAGACCGAACAACCCUACAAUACUUGCACCACGGAGACCAAGAUUGCCAUGGAAAUUCGCGAGAUGAGAGAACGUGAGGAAGAACUCCGCUUGAUGAGGGAACAAGCUCUUCUCUCUCCUGUCGUGUCUCCUGUACCCCCAAAGAGCCCCAACGCUCGCAGCCCCUCACCAUCGCAAAAAGAAGUGCACAGUCCAACGCCUUCUAGUGUCGGUUACAGAGUGAGUAGCGUCUUCGGACACAAAGGCACCACAUCUCCUUCUCCACCUGUUGACGAGGAAAAGAAACCCUUCAAAGGAUUCAGCAAAGAAUCUGCGGUGGAAAAAGAGAUCCGAAUUGCAAGAGAUAGAGAAGAGGAAUUAAGAAGACAGAAAGGCUUACCACCAAGAGAGGAUGACAGCUAUGUAAAACCAAGUCAAGUCAAAAACUCCCAGGUUCGAGUUUUUGGCAAGAUGGCUGGCACAAGUAACACUUCUGUGAAACAGGCAGCUACUGCCAAAAUCCAAAUGGAGAUAGAAGAGCAGACUCAAAGAGAGAUGGCACUUCGUGAAACUGGACAUAUCCAGACAAUUUCCCAAGAGCGCACUGACGCCAAAGUUGCCAAGAUGAAGACACCCGACUGCACUUCCCCAGUCACUAAUGGCAACUCUCAUCCUUUGACUAAUGGAAACUACACCAAUGGCCGUUCCUCUCCUGAUAAGCGUUCCACUCCUUCACCUACCGGCGCCAAACCGGCUACCAUUUUCUCUCAAAACAAUGGCGUGCCCAAAGGCAACAUCAGCAUGCAUAAAUUCAUAGCUAGCAAAGGAAAAGAGACCACCUUCACAGCCUCUCGAAACGGUGGUGUUUUCCAGCCAAAGGAAGAGGUUGUCACCAAGGCAGCUGUUCCCCCUCCUAUGAUCAAGUUGAAAAGAAAUCUAUCUGUGGAAUCGAAGAUUCAGCAAGAGAUUAUGGAAAUGAAACAGAGAGAAGAAGAACUCAAGAAACUGCAUAUGAAUAGAAACAAUGAAAAUUCCACCGUGGACGGAAAAGACAUAGAGAAUGAAAUGAAUCAGAAAAAUAAUUUAGUAGAAUAUGAAAAUGGAAAUGGAUUGAAUGAAGAGGAAAUAAGUCCUCGUCACAACAAGCUUAUUGCACAAUGGGAGCAAAGGAUUCAAAAGGCAGAAAGUUGAGCUAGAUAUUUUAACAAGGAUAUAAAAAGAAUCUUUUUUGUUGUGUAGUCUCCAGCAAUUCCGGUGCCUGUUUGGAAAGAAUUGCGCAUUUUGGAUGACUUAUAUGUGCCUUAAAUAUCAAGGAACUUUUAAAAUUUCUGUGGUUACUUUUAUACUGCAGCUUUUAUUAUCUUAUAGCAUUCUUUUAUAAUUACUACAACAAUGGAUCUUGUAUACUUCUUAUAUAAGCAGAGCUAUCUAUGAUAUGUAGAACAAAAAUAUGCCUUAAACUAGAUAAAUUCACCAUAAUUCAGGUAAUUAUGUGAAAUUUAUGUAAAAAAAAAAAAGAAUUCUAUAUUGUACCACAAUGGUGACAAUUAAUUGUACAUAUCAGAUAAAAUAAAUAUUACUUCCCAUCA
Messenger RNA from Stegodyphus dumicola, 2979 nucleotides. RefSeq lists its product as uncharacterized. Lineage: Eukaryota; Metazoa; Arthropoda; Arachnida; Araneae; Eresidae. The record is from RefSeq and is a predicted model, not a curated record.